AAGUUUAAAUAUUAUUUUGUAUUGAUCCAAAGUGAAUUAUAUAGUAAUUGAAAUUACGUUUUAAUAUAAUUUAAUAUCUUGUAACAUAACUGGCUGUAUACCUACAUUUUUCCACGCUACAGCUUACGUCGAAUUAGUCAUCAGACAGCAAGCAAAAUGGAACUAUUUUUGCAAUGUAAUGAUUUGGAGGGUUUGGCGCCACUACUACAAAAACACGGUGUGGAUUUAGACACAGCAGUAAAAUUGUCUCGAGAGGAAAUAAAAGAGUUGAUACCAUACGUGGGACUAAGGUCCAGAUUUUGCAGGGCUCUGAAGUCUAUGGAGCAACCACAAUCGAGUUCAGAAUCCUCUGUAUCAUCGGUAACCCCAACAAUGAUUUUAGAUUGGAACACGAAUGACGAUGGCGAUACCACCUUAAUUGAUGACCCUCAAUCUUCAGUUCCAUCCACUUCAUCUUCUAUUCCAUCCACUUCUUCUGAUGUGCGCAUAAUAGAGGUAAUUCCGGUAGAAGAUACUGAUAUUACUACGGAGGGAUUUCAAGCAUCUACACAGUCUACACUUCCAGAAUUUGACUUAAAAACAUUGCUAGAUUGCACUCCGUUAGGAUCUACGAUAAUAGCAUAUUAUGAAAAAAACCAAAUGCUUAACAAUAGUAAAAGAUCUUUAUUAGUUGAUAUCAUAUGCAAAAAAAUUUUUCAUUUUGCGCAAAAAAAUAGAGUAUGUCAUAGUGACUACAACAUUCUAACAGCUAAAAUUAUAACACUCUUUCCUAAAGAACUAUCUGGUACGUAUUACGUUCCAGCUAUUUCAAAAAAGCAUUCGGUUACUAAUAAACCAAUAGUAGCUAAAGGAAAGCUUGUCGACAAAGUUCGUAACCUUUUAAGGCUAAACAGACAAAUCAAUGCAAACAGUUCUAAAACUUUGGAAACGACCACGGCAUUAAAAUUAGACGAAUCACUAAGAAAGGUUAAAAUUUGGUUACAAACACGCAAAGAACCAUGGGAUGAAGUAGUUACGAACUGGAAAAGUACAAUGGAAUUGAGGAGGCAAUCAACCAGUAAAACAGCUUCUGAGUUUUUUAAAGAUUGGCCAAUACUGCAGGAUUCUCGCUCAACUCAGUUGAUUGAUAUAGAUUUUGAUGUGAUGUUUCCAACUAAAGGUGUUAAUAUUCACAUUCGUUGGUUCCCUUUUAUGGAAAAACUGAUUCUCUUACGAGGAAGUUCUAUGAAAGAAAGAUCAGGCUUACAGUAUUUAGAGAUACUAAAUUUAGAAGAGAAUUGUAACGAAGAUACAAAGGUAGCUCUGCAUUUGCACAUGUUACCUAAUCUAAUUCCACCAAAAGGAAGAACAAAGUUGCCCAAUAAAAAAGAUUGGAAGUUUUCCGCCGCGGAGGUUCUUGAAAGUUUAAUUCAACAUGUCAAAGGCCCUGGUGACAUCGAAGACCACAUUCAAUCAUACCAAGAUCGUAUGUACAAUUUAAAACAGACUAUCCAACCAUAUAUUUUGGUAGUAGGACCUUCUUUAAAGAAUGUUACAGCAACGUACGUAAUAGUUGAUAAAAUACGAUACAAGUGCAAUACAGUUCUUUCUGCAUUAGAUUUAAAUUUUAAAAUCUUUCAUAUUAUGAAUGUCUGUUACCCCUCUCAAUCUGAGUACCUAUGGAUACUGAUUCAGAAAUGUGUGUAUGAGGUGCACACUGCACAAGAUAAAACGAUUCCAUAUAUCUUAGACUUGAUUGAGGUAUUAAAAGACAUUAAUUAGUUUAUACAGUUACAAAAGACAAAAUAAUUGUUUAUCUAUUUAUAAGACCUGCUGUUUUUGGCGUCAUUAUGAAAUGUCAAAAGUGUAACUGCUCGUUUUCCAAUACUAGUAUUUAUAUUAAUCAUCUAACAUAUAAGCAUAAUAUAGUAAAUUUUUCCUGUUGCUAUAGAACUUUUAGCACACGUGGUGCGUUUAAAAGGCAUUUAAAUUUAGAACAUGUUCAGAAAAAUAAUCCUAAUACCGCAACUAAUACUGCGACAAAUGUGUUACAUUCUCUAAACGCUACUGAUCCUUAUACAGUUAAUACUUCAAACUUAGAAAAUGUUGGAGAACCAUCAUACAAUUCAUCAGGAGAUCAUAAUGAACAAUUUUGUAAACUAUUUCAAUCAAACAUAGACCAAUUCGUUUCAUCUUUAUAUAGUAAACUUCAAUUAAAUUUGACUCUAAUACAAGAUAUUAUACUUCUCACUUCUGACUUUGUUUCAUCCGCAAUAAAUAGUAUUAAAAACUGUUGCUCAUGUUCAAGUUUAAAGUGCGAUAAUUGUAAAGAAAUGUUGAGUGUAUUGGAAGAACCGUUCAAAAACUUAAAUACGGAAUAUAAAAGACAAAAGUAUUUUACAAACUCAAAAUGUUUUAUUAAUCCCACGGAAUUCGUCAUAGGUACAAGAACUGCACCGAAAAAACAAGACAAAAAAAUAUCUUUAGACCUAAUUAAAAAUGUUGGAUACUUUGUACCUGUAGAAAGUACAUUGAAACUGUUUCUUGAACUUCCGGGAGUUUAUCAUAUUAUGAAUGAUUAUCGAGAUACACUUCUUUCAAAUAAAGAUGGUUCACUG
Photinus pyralis (common eastern firefly) is the source of this 2597-nucleotide messenger RNA. RefSeq lists its product as uncharacterized. Lineage: Eukaryota; Metazoa; Arthropoda; Insecta; Coleoptera; Lampyridae. The coding region runs from base 157 to 1761 and encodes 534 amino acids. The record is from RefSeq and is a predicted model, not a curated record. The transcript has 6 exons.